Messenger RNA from Closterium sp. Naga37s-1, 1299 nucleotides. Lineage: Eukaryota; Viridiplantae; Streptophyta; Zygnematophyceae; Desmidiales; Closteriaceae. The record is from the annotation of a GenBank genome assembly.
AUGACCAGGUACGUGGGUCAGGCCACAGGGCCUGAGAGCAUAGCAUGGGACCCGAGCGGGCGAGGGCCGUACGUGAGUGUGAGCGACGGGCGCAUUCUCAGGAGGAAGGCGGACGACAGCGACUGGGAGGAAUUCACUUAUGCUUCACCCCACAGGACCUCGGCAAUGUGCGAUUCGCGCACCGCGAAGCUCGCACUAGAGGACAAAUGCGGCCGGCCGGUGGGAAUGGCAUUUCACCCCACCACGGGGGACCUUUACUUUGCUGACGCCUACUACGGGCUCUUCAAGGUGAGCAGCAGCGGCGGGCAGGCAACGAAGCUGGUAGAUGUGGUGGAAGGGACGCGCAUGAUGAUGUGCAACGACCUGGACAUUGAUGCCGAUGCUAAAGUGGUCUACUUCACCGACUCCAGCUCCCGAUGGGCCCGCAGGGACUUCCUCCCUCUGCUGCUGGAGGGGCGUAAGGACGGGCGGUUCAUGAAGUACGACAUUGGCACAGGCAAGACCACUGUUCUUGUGGACAAGACGAAGAUUGACUCUGUCAAGGAGAAAUCCAAGGCGUCCGUUGCUGAGAUCCAUUUGGCGAAUCAGAAGCGGAUUCAGGCAGAGUUCAUCGCCUCGAAAGCACUGGAGGUUGAGGAGAUCGCGAAGAUGGCUAACUCGCGUGUCACGACUCUGGCUACAAGGAUGGAGGAUUACAUACAGGGGCUGAACGCGGAUCCUGAUUUGGUGGUGUCUGACGUUGCCAAGGAGAAAUUUCGUUUACUCAAGGGACGCUGCAUCGAGAAAGCCCAAUCCGACAUCGCUGCUGCCAAGGAUGACCUUACCAUCCGGGAGUUGGAAAGGCAGCGUAAGAUAGCUGCUGAGGAUUUGAAGAAAGCUGUUGCGUCUGAGGAGGUGCAGGAGAUGGAGUUAGAACCUGCGUUAGAGGAGAUUCUCGCGAAGCAGGUUAAGAAGAUUGAAGACAAACUUCGCAAGGAAAUCACUGUGAAGGUUGAGGCCAGUCUUACGAAGAAGCUGCAGAAGAAUCUCUCUCUUAAGGAGCAAGACCCUGCGCAGGCCGCUGCUGCUAAUCCGAAGCAGAGGAGUACGGCGGGAAAGCAGAAAAGUCAGGAGAAUGGCAACGCUGCACCUGCUGGAUCCAAGCCGAGGAGGAAGCGUGGUGGGAAGAAAAAGAAUCAGAAGCAGAAUUCCAGCACCGACAAAGGCAAGCUGGCGGGAGGCCAAGUCAAAUCUGAUGCGGCCAAGGGACCAAAAAACGGCGGAGGCGGCCCCGAAAAAGGGCCGCACAAGAAGAACUAA